UCUCUUUUUUAUAUACAGUUCUAUCAAAUAUCAGAAACCGGAGAUGCAGAAUCAUUCAGGGAUUACAUUAUUCAUCCUGCAGGGACUUACAGAUGAUCCUCGAUUCCAAGUUCUACUUUUUAUUUUUCUUUUUCUUACCUAUAUGUUAAGUGUUACUGGGAAUCUGACCAUUAUCACCCUCACCUUGGUCGAUGCCCACCUGAAAACUCCCAUGUAUUUUUUCCUUCGAAAUUUUUCCUUUUUAGAAGUUUCAUUCACAAGUGCCUGCAUUCCCAGAUAUCUAUACAGUUUGUUGACUGGUGAUAAUAUUGUGACCUAUAAUGAAUGUAUUGCUCAAGUGUUUUUUAUCACUUUCUUUGGUUCAACAGAAUUUUUCCUUUUGUCUACCAUGUCUUAUGACCGCUAUGUAGCUAUCUGUAAACCCUUGCAUUAUACAACCAUCAUGAGCAGUAAAGUCUGUUAUCAGCUCAUGCUGAGUUCUUUGCUGGCUGCAUUGAUACUCAUCCUCCCACCACUGAGCCUGGGCCUCCAGCUUGAAUUUUCUCAUUCCAAUGUCAUUGAUCACUUUCUCUGUGAUUCUUAUCCAGUUCUCAAGAAUUCGUGCUCUGAUACAACAUUCUUAAGAAAAAUAAUUGCAAUGUUUGCUGUGUUAAUACUCAUGACCACCUUAAUCUUGGUAAUUCUAUCUUAUGCUUACAUUGUCAAGACGAUUUUAAAAUUCCCCUCUGCCCAGCAAAGGAAAAAGGCUUUUUCCACUUGUUCUUCUCACAUGAUUGUAGUCUCUAUGACUUAUGGCACCUGCAUCUUUGUCUACAUAAAGCCACCUGGGAAUGAAGAGCUAGCUUUGGACAAGGUGAUAUCAGUGCUUAUGACCUCAAUUGCUCCUGUGAUGAACCCGUUUAUUUACACUCUGAGGAACAAACAAGUCAUACAAGCCUUUAAAGACUUUAUCAAAAGAAUCACAUUGGUUACCAAGGUGUAGAGGAAUCCUGAGUUCAUGAUAAAGUACAACCAAACAUUAUUUACCCUUAAGUCCCCAUCCAGGAUUCUAUCCUGUUUUACUUUUUCUUAUUAAUUAUCCACUUCUCUAUAGUCUGGUCACUUUUACCAUUAAUCCUCAACUUUUUGUUUCCAUGCAUACAUGGAUCCAGGCUCUCUUUUCUCCCCCAUGAGUUUUCUAAACCUCUUCCCUACUUUCUGCCACUUGAUUUACUGUUCUACCCUAUACAAGUCCUUGUCUUUAAAAGUAAGUUCUGGAUCACUGACAUCCUGAGGCCAUU
Messenger RNA from Sarcophilus harrisii (Tasmanian devil), 1280 nucleotides. Its product is annotated as olfactory receptor 6C2-like. The transcript has a single exon. Gene Ontology annotation, cellular component: membrane. Gene Ontology annotation, molecular function: olfactory receptor activity; G protein-coupled receptor activity. Lineage: Eukaryota; Metazoa; Chordata; Mammalia; Dasyuromorphia; Dasyuridae. The record is from RefSeq and is a predicted model, not a curated record. The coding region runs from base 44 to 982 and encodes 312 amino acids. Gene Ontology annotation, biological process: G protein-coupled receptor signaling pathway.